This is a messenger RNA of Entamoeba dispar SAW760, 978 nucleotides long. RefSeq lists its product as uncharacterized. Lineage: Eukaryota; Evosea; Mastigamoebida; Endamoebidae. The record is from RefSeq and is a predicted model, not a curated record. The coding region runs from base 1 to 978 and encodes 325 amino acids. The transcript has a single exon.
AUGAAUGAGAUAUUACAAUCACCAUUCAAUGUUAUUAAAGGAAUUAGUGUUGGACCAUUUAAACUUGGAAUGCCAUUAUUUGAAAUUUUAAAGUCAUUAGAUAUUGGACCAAGUGCAACCAACUCUGCACAAACAUAUAUUAGUUAUAAUGAAGAAUAUCCAACAACAGGAAGAAUUAUUAUUAAAAAUUUGGCACAUUCAUUAACAUUAUAUGUUGAUACUAAAAAACAAAUUCUUAUUUGUAUUGAAAUUGAACAUAUGAAAGUUCAACUAAAACGAUCUACUCAUGAAUUUCUUGUGCAUACAUCAGCAUCUCCACAAGAUCAAGAAGAUAAUUUUGGAAAAUUAUCUAUAGCAUUUAAUAAAUUAAAAGAACGAACAAUCAAUAAUAUAACAGAAUUAUAUGAUGGAUCUAUUAUAUUUCAAUUUUCUGGUACUGCAGAGAAAGGAAAUGAAAAAAAGAAAUUAGGAUUAACAAAAAUUAUUAUUAAAGAUGAUAAAGUAGAACCAUUAAAUGAAUAUAGGUUAUCUUUUCUUCAAGUUGAUAUUGACGUUCUUGCUCAAUCAUUAAUUAUAGGAAAUAUAAUAUUAUAUCACAAAGAACAUGUUGAAAAAGUAACUGCUGAUCUUGGUUUUCCACAAGGAGAAAAGAAAGUAAAAACAACUGGAGAUUAUUUUUAUAAUUAUUUUUCACAAGGAUUUGAUAUUCUCUUUGAUUCAACAACUCAUUGUAUUAAAAAAUUUGUUGUUCAUUCAAAUAAUCCAAGUGAUACAUUCUUUGGUAAUUAUUCUAAAUGUUUCUUUAAUGUAAAAUUCUCUAAUGGUAUUAUUGUUACACCAGAAUCAUUAUGGAAAGAAUUAAAUUUCAAAACUGAAGAUCCAACACUUCUUGAUGAUAAUAUUGAAUUAUACCAAUAUGAAAAUUGUUCCUUUGAAAUUCAUUCUAAAACAAGUUCAAUAUUAACUAUUUUUAUUUGA